CUAUUAGCAACAAAUUUAGUUUGAAUGUUACAAUUUAUUUUCAUUUUAUAUUUCCGUUCAUUUUAGCAACAUUAGGGUUAGUGGUGGUUUUAUUCUGAAAAAUUUCACCAGAAACUUCUAAUCUUUUUUAUGCUAACUUGACAGAAGACUGGAACGCGAACAGAUGGGAUUGUGCACUACCUUCUUAACACAUUCCUCAUUUUUUAAAUUGCAUUGAACACAUUUUAGCGGAGUUUCCUGCUAACAGACAGACCUGGCGUGAUCACAGGCGCUUAUCUCAGAGGAUCGGCUGCGCUGUGAAGCGGGACAGAAACGGUCAGGACAUUUAAAGAUACCUAACCAAACAUCUUCCCAGUGCCACAAGGUGAGUGUGUGUCCAUCAUGCCGCUGUUCGGUAAACCCCAUAAGAGUCCGGCAGACAUCGUCAAGAGCCUGAAGGACAACCUGGCCAUCCUGGUCAAACAGGAAAAAAAGACAGAGAAGGCAUCUGAGGAGGUGUCCAAGUGCUUGGUGUCCAUGAAAGAGAUCCUCUAUGGGAGCAAUGAUAAGGAGCCUCACACUGAGACUGUGGCCCAGCUGGCCCAGGAGCUGUACAACAGUGGCCAGCUGAUAGCGCUGGUAGAAAACCUGCAGGUCAUAGACUUUGAGGGGAAGAAGGAUGUGUGUCAGAUCUUUAACAACAUCCUGAGGAGGCAGAUUGGGACGAGGAGCCCCACUGUGGAAUACUUCUGUUCUCACCAAGAGGUCCUCUUCAUACUGCUGAAAGGGUACGAGACCCCCCAGGUGGCGUUGAACUGUGGGAUCAUGCUCAGGGAGUGUAUUCGGCACGAGCCACUCGCCAAGAUAGUUCUUCACUCGGAUAACUUUCGCAGUUUCUUCAACUACGUGGAGAUGUCCACCUUUGACAUCGCCUCUGACGCCUUCGCCACCUUCAAGGAUCUCCUGACAAGACACAAAGUGCUUGUGGCUGAAUACCUCGAACAGAAUUACGAUGCUGUGUUUGCAGACUAUGAGAAGCUUCUGCAUUCUGAGAACUACGUCACCAAGAGGCAGUCUCUAAAGCUUCUGGGCGAGCUGUUACUGGACAGACAUAACUUCACAGUGAUGACGCGCUACAUUAGCAAGCCUGAGAAUCUCAAGCUCAUGAUGAAUCUGCUCAGAGACAAGAGUCCCAACAUCCAGUUUGAGGCAUUCCAUGUAUUUAAGGUGUUUGUAGCAAACCCCAACAAGACGCAGCCCAUCGUCGACAUCCUGCUCAAGAACCAGACCAAACUAAUCGACUUCCUGAGCAACUUCCAGAAGGAUCGCACAGAUGACGAGCAGUUCAAUGACGAGAAGACCUACCUAAUCAAACAGAUCAGGGAUCUGAAGAAACCGACCUCCUAGAGAGGCGUCCCUCCAUUCCCACUACCCUACUUUUUAUGGAUAGGAAGAGAGAUAGAAAAUAAAACAGCUUAACAAUAAUAGUUAUCUAUUUAAAAAAAUCUUCAAGAUGUUAUUUGUCAUUUUUCUCUUUGUUGAUUCAUUAAAAACUUGUGCAAGAGUGGUUCCAAAUCACAGAUCUUUUUUUGUAAAUUUUUUUUUUUUUUAUUAAAGACUUUUUUCACCUGUAGCAUGUAGUGCCACAACCCCUGGUGUUGGAGGCAGCUGAUCUGCUUCAUUGGGAGAACCAGAGGUUAAAAGGCUUCAGCUGAAAUGGUCCAUUUUUGUAAUUUGAUCACCAACUGCAGGUGUACAUAAGUUUUAGCUGUUUAAAUGAAGUAGCUGCAAAUCAGAAAAAUAAUGAAUUUCUGGAUUUCUUUAAAGCUGUCUGAUCAGGAUCAGGCAAAAAUGUACUUCAGAGUGAGAACAUCUUAAGUGUGAAACACAUUCUCUGUUGCUCCUAGAAGCUUUCAUUAGCUGAAUGGUAACGCUAAUUUGCCUUCUGCUAGCCAAACAUCUUUGUUCUUGUAUGGCCAAAGCCAGUGAUUGCUCAAGUUUUCUCUUGCUACAACUAAAAAGUACCAACAGACGUAGGUUCAUGGAUUCAUGCUGAAAUGGAACAGGUCUCCUCUUCUUGACUACUCCUCAAAAAGUAAGCGAUGAUGAUGUAGUUCGCUGAAGUUGGGAACAGACUAAACAAUAUACAUACAUUGGGCUAUGAAAGCUGUCAAAGAUCACAAAAUUUGGCACUGCAAGAGUUUAAAUGGCCCUGGUUUAUAAUGGUUCUAAUUGGAUUUUCUCAGUGUAAUCUUGCAGUCUUAAGUUAUCUGAGUUUGUUUAACCUGCAAGUUAGUCUCUGUGUUAUCUGAUAAACCAAAUGAGCUCUAAUAAGGCUGAGAAUAGAGGUGCUGACCAAAACCUGCCAACAAAAGGAGUAAUUAAUUGAAUGAAGGGCCUUUUUGAUUGAAUUGUGACACUGGGCUGCAGUAGGCUUCAUUCAUUUUGAUCACUGGUUCUCUUUGCUGGUGGCCAAUAGCACUUUCUGUAUAAUAAUGAUUAUUCAAAAUGUUUUUGGUUAAAUCUUAAGCUGAUUAUUGUUUUCACAUUGCUUGAUGGUAUUUUUUUUUUUUUUGGAUAGUUUAAUUUCUUACUGUGUAAAGUUAGUGAUUUGUACACCUGAAGUGAGUGCCAUUGCCAGGCACUUUGCUGUGUGUAGCUGGGAAGAUGGCUGUUUGUUUUACUCCUUUUCUUUCUGUACUGUAGCAGGUGUUUCACUCUGAUUUGGAGCCGAUGUUGGUGUUAGAAAGGAAACAGGUGAGCAGUCAGAGGUGCCUUUUUUGGUUUGGUGUUUUCCCUUCUUUUUGCUCAUCUUUCUUUUGUAUUUUCAGGAUCUUUUUAGGGGGAGCUUAAUUAUGUUGGUGAAAAUAUGCUCUGGAUUGAACAUAUUUGUUGUGAUUAAGCAGUGAACCUCUGAACUCACUAUAUUUGAGUUAAGCUGUGAAAGCAGCUGAUUUCUUGCCAGUUUGAGUUUGUUGCCAAAGUAGUGCUGAUUCAACAUUUGAAUUACAAAUUAUCAGCUACAAAAUCAUCAGGCAACUUGUUGAGUGAGGCCAAAGAUGAUCUGCGACAGGUUUCAACACUGAAAAGUAACUGAAAAAUGCACGUGUAGUCAGAGGACCAUGAAAUGUGUAAAACCAAGAGGAUAAAACACUUCUUUUAAAGCAGUGUCAAUUUUAUAUUUGACUUAGAAAUGAGAAAUGUUUCCAUUUUCUCAAAAAAGACACUGGUUCCAAAUUCAGUAAAACUCCGAUUUCCUAAUCAAUAACUGACGUGCAUUUACUUUAAAAUCUUCAACUGUAGCUCAAAUAAGUUUGUUUAAUGGAGGCAAGAUUAAUAAAAAAAAAAAAACCCUUUAAAGCACCAGAUUUAACAAUUUCAAAGUAAAUUUCAUGGUCUUCUAUAGCUGUCUCAUGUUAAAUACAACAAAUGAGACCGAAAUAAGGGUAGUGGAGGACAACAGGCUCACUAACAGCUGUAAACCUCUUAAUCACCAUUUUGGGUUUUAAUGUGAAAAAUGGAGGAAAACGUUCUCAGUGUUUUGUCUGUUCAGUGGAGAAUACCAGCUAAUCUUAAUGUCAUAAGCUGUGACAGUAUUUAUAUGAUCAGAAUUUAA
Messenger RNA from Monopterus albus (swamp eel), 3595 nucleotides. It is a transcript of the gene cab39l, whose product is annotated as calcium binding protein 39-like. The coding region runs from base 382 to 1386 and encodes 334 amino acids. NCBI's taxonomy places the organism in Eukaryota, Metazoa, Chordata, Actinopteri, Synbranchiformes, Synbranchidae. The record is from RefSeq and is a predicted model, not a curated record. The transcript has 9 exons. Gene Ontology annotation, molecular function: protein serine/threonine kinase activator activity. Gene Ontology annotation, biological process: intracellular signal transduction.